Manihot esculenta (cassava) is the source of this 2179-nucleotide messenger RNA. RefSeq lists its product as uncharacterized. Lineage: Eukaryota; Viridiplantae; Streptophyta; Magnoliopsida; Malpighiales; Euphorbiaceae. The coding region runs from base 955 to 2025 and encodes 356 amino acids. The transcript has 3 exons. The record is from RefSeq and is a predicted model, not a curated record.
AUUAAAAUAAGUUUUUUCUUGUGAAUUUGUCUCUAUGUAAGGUCUUGUCCUCAAGGCAUCUUCAAAGGCAUAACUUAAUGCGUCUACUUUUCUUCUGCGAUAGAGUCUAAAUGGCCUUAAGGACUAAGAGCAAGAGUACUUCAUCUUGCCUCUGAAAUUUUCCAUGGUCUAAUAUAAUUGCCUCCACUAGAAAUGCACCUUCCUUGAAAUUGCUAAGGAAGCAAGCUUCUCUUCUUCGUCAAGCAAAGAUUCCAACUGGCUUGACUCAAAGCCAACUAGCCAAGUCCCCUCUAGAAUAUUAAGUCUACCUUGUUAAGCAGGUCCUUAAAUGGUCGCUUUCACUUAAGAAUUCAAACCCCCCCUCCCCCAAAACCAACCAACCCAAAAAGUUAAAAAAAUGAUUCAUGACUCAGAUUGAUAGAAGUCAGGACGUAAGCCAAACGUUGGUAUAAUCAAGGUUUAUUCCUGAUUCUCAAGCCACCCAUUAAUCAGAUUACAUCAGCCAAUCCUGCAUAAGGUCCUCUUAACCAUGGUUAGAAUAACAAAUCAAAACCAUGGUUUCAUGGUUUCAAGUUUUAGAGGAUUGCUAUUGUCAUUGUCAGUGUGCUUUUCUUCAUAGUGACUUGUUUUUUAAUUUCAUUAAUAAUUAGCACCACACCUUCAGAUCCAACUCUGCAACAAGAAAUGUUUUGUUCAGUUUGGCCGGGUCUUCCCUUCACACCUGCUUCAUUUUCUUCCACCAAAUUUCCCAUCUCUCGCCAUUUCUAGAAGUCAACUUUUUGUUUCUUGAAUUCUCAUCUACAUGUUCAGUCUGUUAUCAGAGAUUUUCACAACCUUGGCUUUUGCCCCCCCUCCCAUCAUCUCUUCUAUCUAUUUAUUCGUUUCUUAAAAUUUCUUGAUAUAGAACAGCAAGACAGGUCUGCAAGAAUAACAUAAUUUUAGACAAUAAAUUCCAUGGGGACCAACACCAAAGAAGAGAAUGUCUCACGUGCAGGAUCAAAGGCCGUGAUGGAAGGUCAACACAAAAAAUCCCUUUUUGCAUCUAUAGCCAAGCCUCCGACAGAUAGUGGCAGACCAAGCAGUAUGGUUGUGAAGAAAGCACAUACCGUGAUUCCUGCGCAUAUUGUAGCAGAAGCCAUAUCAACAAUCCGAGGUCUUGACCUCAGAUGGUCAGGUCCGAUAACUCCAUCAGAAAUGCAAUAUGUUGAACAGUAUGUGUUGGCAAAGUAUCCCCAAUAUGCUGGUCUUGUUGUUGGAGAAAAGAUAGAUCUCUCUACUCUUUGUAUCAAUGAAGAGGCUUCAGAAACUGCAACUGAUGACAAGAGAAAAUCGCCCAGGAGUAGUUUCAGAGAGGCCUCCUCACCAUCAAACGGAGGCAAUCUCCCAGAUUUGGACAGAACCCAGUUGGAGCCAUCAAGGCUUCUUGAUAUCCUCACCAAGAAAUCCUCAUUUCCAGGGAGCUUCAUCUCAAUACCUGAAAUCCAAGCUCAAAACAAAGUUUUAAAGCACUGUGGAUUACCUGAUGAUGAGUAUCUUGUGCUCUUCACUCCAAACUACAAGGACGCAAUGAUGUUAGUAGGUGAGAGCUAUCCCUUUUUCAGAGGAAACUUCUAUAUGUCCAUCAUUGCAGAAGAAAUGGAUUACGCAAGGGAAUUUGCCACUUACAAGGAAUCAAAAGUGAUAUUGGCACCAGAGACUUGGCUGGAUUUGAGGAUCAAAGGAUCACAGCUCAGCCAGUAUUUCAGGAGGAAAUGCAAGCACAGCCCAAAGGGAUUAUUCUCUUAUCCAGCUGAUGUGAAUGGGACUCGUUACUCAAUGCAUUGGGUGUCUGAAGCACAUAGAAACUCAUGGCAUGUUCUGCUAGAUGCAACUGCGUUGGUCAUGGGGAAGGAUAGUAUGAAUCUUGCACUCCACAGGCCUGAUUUUGUGCUGUGCAGUCCUGACAAUUCACAAGCUAAUCCUUCAAACAUCACUUGCCUCCUUGUUAGGAAAAAAUCUUUUGAUACUUCAACAGCUUUGUCUUAGUGCAUGGAGUAAGAGUUGAUAGGUUGUGUAUGUGAAUAUUGAAUGUGUAGAUUGGUUUAGCAACAGCUACACAUUUCUGGACCUUGGAACUAUAAAACCCAGUAAUUGAAUUUGGUUAAUUAUAACCUUACACAGAAUAAUAUUUCUUUCCAUC